CGUGACUAGACGAAACAGACAAGCAUUAAUUAUCUUAUCUCCCUCUCUGAAACACACAUACAUACACACUGAAGAUGGGAGCUCAAAGAACGUUAGAGUUGUUGAUCCGCCGGGGAGAACUAUAAUUUCUGACCGGGGUUCGUUCAAUUUCGCAGGGUUUUCUCUGUAAACAUCGGUGUCUGAUUCUGAAUGAGGAUAACAAUGACUAACGUUAAAGGAAUUUACACCGGGGCAGUUGUCCCAAAUACGUCUUUCAUCUGUGUAUCCUAAUUCAUAGAUCGCAAGGAGUCUAGCUGGUGGUGGUGUUAUCCAUGGGUCCCGUCAUGCCUCCCAGUAAGAAGCCUGAGGUGUCGGGCAUCAGUGUGGCGAGCGCCAGCCUCUCCCACUUCUACCAGGCCGGCUCGCUGUCCCGCGCCCUUCAGGAGGCAGAGGAACUCGACCUGGCCCUCCCUGUCCCACCAGCCCAUCCCCUGGCGCCCCUGUCUGGCGGGGCCGCCAAGCCAGAGAAAGGCACCUCCACCCCGGGCAUGGACGACGAGGAGUUGACCAACCUCAACUGGCUCCACGAGAGCAAGAACCUGCUCAACAGCUUCGGAGACCCAGUGCUGCGCAGCGUAAGCCCCGUGGGUGGUGAGGGGGGCGGAGGUGGCGGCAACCGCGGCGAUGGGGACAGCGACGACACCCCGCCUUCGCCAGGCGGGGACCUACCGUACGACGCCCAGCGCAACCCCAACUGUAAGCCGCCAUACUCGUUCAGCUGUCUAAUCUUCAUGGCCAUCGAGGACGCUCCCUCCAAGAGGCUUCCGGUGAAGGAGAUCUAUAACUGGAUACAGGAACACUUCCCUUAUUUUGCCAAUGCUCCCACAGGGUGGAAGAACUCUGUCAGGCACAACCUGUCUCUAAAUAAGUGCUUCAAGAAGGUGGACAAGGACAGGAACCAGAGCAUUGGGAAGGGAUCCUUGUGGUGUAUAGACCCUGAAUACAGGCAGAAUUUGAUUCAGGCACUGAAAAAGACACCAUACCACCCUCACGCCCAGGUGUUCUCGACACCCUCCACCUCUCCUCUGGCAUAUCAGAGCAUGCCAAGUCCUCCUGUAUGGCCGGGGAAUCCCUUCUUCAGAAAAAACGGAGGAGUUCUUCUACAAGUCCCUCAGGGAGUGAUCCAGAAUGGAGCCAGAAUAAUGAAUGAAGGUCUUUACCCAGGGAUACGACCGCUGCCCAUCAACUCCCUAGAGAGCAGGACCUCCACAGUCAGGUCGGUGCUCAUCGGAGGCUGUCGGAAGCACGGCGACCCCACCUGCAACUCGCCGUUAGUCAGCAGCGAUCCCAAGGAGGAUCAUACCUACAGCACCAACCAGUCGGACGACGGCAGUGACUACACGAGCGACUCUAGUCUCCGCAGCAACUGCAAAGUCCCUGUUGCUCAGGACGUUGCCAACGACUCGGACUUCGACGACGAGGAAGACGAAGAUGACAAGAGCAAGAUCCAGCUAGCGAUCAAGAAGGAAGAGACGCUCGACUGGCCCAUAGACACGAUAGACUCCGCCCCCUCUGGCCAGCAACACAGCAGAAAGCGGCAUCAUUACCUGAAAGCCAAGCAGAGGAUGGGCGUGGCUAGUGAUACGCUCCCGCUGAAGAAGAGGCGCACGGAAAAACCGCCGGAGAGCGAUGACGAGGAGAUGAAGGAGGCAGCGGGCUCACUGCUCCAUCUGGCUGGCGUCCGGGCUUGCUUGAACAAUAUCACCAACAGAACCGCCAAAGGCCAGAAAGAGCAAAAAGAACCCACGAAAAACUGACCACAGAGACUUGAGAGUGAGAAAUUGAGAGAGACUUAGCAGAGAGAGCAAAGCUUUUCAAAGAAAGAAAGAGAAAGAGAGAACGGAAAAACAAAACAUCACUUUCAAUAUAGAAAUGUAUGCUUUCUUUUUUUCAGGACAUCAGGUGAAUUCUGAAUGAUUUGUGGCAAUAUUAAAAAACAAUCACUUUG
Messenger RNA from Esox lucius (northern pike), 1987 nucleotides. It is a transcript of the gene foxn3, whose product is annotated as forkhead box N3. Bases 312 to 1796 code for a protein of 494 amino acids. The transcript has 6 exons. Lineage: Eukaryota; Metazoa; Chordata; Actinopteri; Esociformes; Esocidae. Gene Ontology annotation, molecular function: DNA-binding transcription factor activity; cis-regulatory region sequence-specific DNA binding. Gene Ontology annotation, cellular component: nucleus. The record is from RefSeq and is a predicted model, not a curated record. Gene Ontology annotation, biological process: regulation of DNA-templated transcription.